CAGCGCAACAAACCGCGGACUGAUGAUUUUAAGUAUGUUUGUUUCUGUGGGUCCAUUCAGCUCAAAAAACAGCUGCGAGAGAUCUGAAACUGACUGCAGUGAGGAAAAGGCUGCUGAAUGUGGUGGGAGGUGGAGGAGGAGCCUCACAGCAGACUCCCACCGCCAUCAUGCAGAAACCAGUCUGCAGCUCCCGACACGACUGUGGGGCUCCUGGCUUUGGCUGCAGAGGGAACAGAUGCAGCAGCAGACCUGCAAGUGACUCUGAGCGUCUCUUUGAACUUGAGGAAGAGAGAAGCUAACGAGCCAUUCAGAGAUGAAGGGAAAAACGAUUCUUCUGUUCAGCCUCAUCGUUGCAGCGUAUUCAUGUGGCGUCGCUGCUCAGGGAAGAGUGUGUGAAAAUGCCACCCUGGCCGACAUUGUCUUCCUAGUCGACGGCUCCGACAGCAUUGGUUCUGUUAGCUUUCGGGAAGUCCGAAAUUUCCUCUCCAACAUGACCAAAGCCCUUGACGUUGGCCCUAACAAAAUUCGGAUCGGCUUGGCACAGUACAGCAAUGAACCUCACAAGGAGUUCCUGCUGAAGGAUCACAUGGACAAAAAGUCCCUGCUGGAUGCAGUAGAAAAAUUCCCUUACAGAAAGGGACGCACAGAAACGGGCAAGGCCAUCAACUUCCUCCGUACACAGUACUUCACCAAAGAGGCAGGCAGCCGAGCCAACCAACGAGUUCCUCAGAUCGCUGUGGUCAUCACAGAUGGAGACUCUGCGGAUGAUGUUAUAGCACCUGCCCAACUCCUGAGGAAGCAUGGAGUCACAGUGUUCGCCAUUGGGGUGGGACGGGUCAACCUGAAGCAGCUCGAGUCCAUCGCUAACCAGCCUUCAAAGCAUUUCUUGUUCAAUAUCGACAGCUAUCAGACUCUGCAGCAGCUGACAGAGGGUCUGCUGCAGACGGUGUGCGUCUCCGUGGAGGAUCUGAAGGGGGCUCUGGAGGAGAAGUUUGCAGACAUUUUCUUCUUGGUUGACAGUGGCAUCGCGCCAGGACAGUUCUCUGAGUUUAAGGGCGAGCUCCAAAAAUUGAUCAAUCAACUAGAUGCUCGAGCGUCCACCUACCGUAUUGGUUUAGCUCAGUAUGGUCAACAGACCUCUGUUCAAUUCCAUCUCAAUACUUUCCAAACUAAACAGGAAACCCUGACUGGUGUCAAGGGUUUCCGCCUGCAACGACAACCCAACGAACCAAGUAACCUGGUCAGUGCUCUGGAGUACGCCAGGACUUCCUUUUUCACCAGUGAUAUGGGAGGCCGCGCACACAAAGGCUUCAAUCAGUUCCUGGUCGUUGUGCCUGCAAGAGACUCGGAUGAUCCUGUAUAUAUGGUGGCUAAUAAGAUCAAAUCAGAAGGAACAACACUUGCUAUAAUGAACUCAGGUCAAGCAGGUGCACCAGGCUUAAUUGCUAGCCAUGAAUAUGCAUUUGAUUCUGUCAGAGCAACUCUUUUAAUACCUUUAAUCAAGGCUGUGAAACAGGAGAACAUUACUGAAGAUUGCAAAGGAGCAAAUGUGGCAGACAUCGUGUUCAUCGUUGAUGAGUCUGGAAGCAUUGGACCCUCCAACUUCCAGCUGAUGCGUACUUUCCUGCACUCGACUGUGAGUGGCCUGGAUGUCAGUUCAGCUAGAGUUCGAGUAGGCAUUGUUACGUACAGCGACGGGCCCACAGCACAAUUCUAUCUUAACACGUUCAAUAACAAGUUCGACAUGCUGCGGUUCAUCAACAUGUUGCCUUACCGUAGAGGCGGUACAAACACUGGAGCGGCCCUCAACUUCACUUUGGAUGAAAUCUUUGUUGAGGAAAGGGGCCGCAGGAAGGGUGUCCAGCAGGUGGCCAUUGUGAUCACAGAUGGUAAAUCCCAGGAUGAUGUGAAGGAAGCAGCAAUCACUCUCCGGCGGGCUGGUGUCACCAUUUAUGCUGUCGGAAUUGAAAAUGCCACGGAGACUGAACUGAUAGAGAUGGCAUCUCACCCCCCUUACACAUAUGUUUUUAAUCUAGAGAGUUUCACCUUCCUGAAACCUCUGAAGCAGACCCUGCAGAAAACCCUGUGCAAUAACAUCAUCAAUCGAGCCAUCACAGACAGUACCAGCAAAACAGACAUCAAAGAAGCAUGUAUACAGAAGGAUGAAGCAGACUUCUUCUUCUUGAUUGACGACUCAGGAAGCAUUGAGCACCUAGACUUUGCUGACAUGAAGAAGUUCAUCAUUGAGUUUCUUCAGACCUUCCGUAUUGGGCCACACCAUGUCCGCAUGGGACUUGCAAAAUACGCAGAUUCACCAACUUUGGAAUUUGACCUGACAGCCCACUCAGAUUCUAUGAAAUUGGAGAAAGCUGUGAAAGCCAUUACACAUAUAGGAGGUGGAACAAAGACAGGAAGUGCACUGUCAUUCAUGGGACCCCUCUUUGAGAAAGCAAUGGUCACUCGUCCCAAUGUCCCGGAGUACCUGGUUGUCAUCACUGAUGGAAAGUCAGCAGAUAAAGUCAAAGAUCCUGCAGAAAAAUUGAGGGCACAGGGUGUUGUUAUAUAUGCUGUUGGGGUCAAAGAGGCCAACGAGACUGAGCUUCGACACAUUGCUGGCGACCCCAAGAGGACUUUUUUUGUUAAUAAUUUUGACGCCCUGAGGUCCAUCAACAAUAAUCUCAUCAGAGACAUCUGUGCUCCUGACGCCUGCAAAGACAUACUGGGUGAUGUCUUUUUCUUAGCUGACAGUUCUGCAAGCAUAUCCGCAAAAGACUACCAGACAAUGAAAGACUUUAUGAAAUCUGUCAUCAGCAAGUCUGCCAUUGGGCAGAAUGAGGUGCAUGUUGGUGCCAUGCAGUUCAGCACAAAACAAAAUCUGGAGUUCAGCCUCGACAGUUUUUACAACAAAGAUCAAAUAUUUAAAGCCAUUGAUGAUAUGGAACAGAUGAAUGAAGGCACGCUCACUGGACAGGCCAUCACGGAGGUGUCAAAGUAUUUCGAUGCAGCCAGAGGAGGGCGCCCUGAUUUGAGGCAGAAGCUGAUAGUGAUAACACAUGGUGAGGCCAAAGAUGAUGUUAUAGGCCCUGCUAUGGCUCUGAGAGCCAAGGGAGUAGUGGUCUAUGCCAUUGGAACGGUGGAGGCCAACACCACCCAGCUGGUAGAGAUCAGUGGUUCACUGGACAAGGUCAUUAAUGAGAGAAACUUUGAUGCACUGAAGGACUUGGACAGCCAGGUGGCCUUGAAGCUUUGUGAUCCAACAAGAGAGUGUAAGAAGACUGAAAGAGCUGACAUUAUUUUCCUUGUGGACGUUUCUACAACCAUCGACGCAACAGAAUUUGAAAGCAUGCAGAAGUUUAUGGAGUCAAUGGUGGAUCAGUCCACAGUGGGCAAGGACCUGACUCGCUUUGGGGUCAUUCUCUACUCCACCAACCCCAAGUCUCAUUUUACUUUGAAUCAGUAUGACUCCAAACAAGGUGUUCUUAAAGCAAUAGCUAGCAUGGUUCCAUCAGGAGGAGACACCUACACAGGCAAGGCCUUGAAAUACUCAUUACAGUUCUUUGACCCUGAACAUGGGGGCCGGAAAGCACUCAAGGUGCCGCAGAUUCUCAUGGUGAUCACAGACGGUGAUGCAACUGACCAUCACAACCUGCAGGAACCAUCUGAUGCUCUGCGAAACAGCGGGGUCACCGUCUUCAGUAUUGGAGUAAAAGACGCAAUCAGGGAUCAACUGGAGACCAUGGCUGGUGGCGACACAUCCAAAGUUUUCUAUGUGGACAAUUUUGAGGCCCUAGUACCUCUGUACAAGAAUAUUUCCUCUAUCCUCUGCAAUUACACUGAGCCAGCUUGCGAGAAAGAGAAGGCCGACCUGGUCUUUCUGCUCGACCAGUCUAGCAGUAUCUCUUUAGAAGAUUACUCUAUCAUGAAAAACUUCACGGCAGAACUAGUGAACGACUUUGACGUCAGUGAAGAUUUUGUGCAUGUUGGGCUUGCACAGUUCAGUGAUAAUCCUCAGCAUGGGUUUUACCUCAACAAGUACUCCAAUGUGGAGGAUGUGAUCACACAUAUCCUCAGUUUGGAAUACAGCGGUGGAAACACCUAUCUCGGACGAGCCUUAUAUUAUAUGAAACAGUACUUUGACUUGUCACAAGGCAGCCGCACUGGGCUCUCCAAGAAUCUGGUAUUGAUCACAGAUGGUGAUUCUCAUGAUGAUGUGGAGGAUGCAGCAAAUGAACUCAGGGCUGUGGGGGUUGAGAUGUUUGCCAUCGGUGUUGGAGACGUCCAUGAUCUGGAACUCUUGCAGAUCACUGGCACCCCGGAAAGGCUGUUCAAUGUGAAAAACUUCAAUGGCUUGGCAAAUAUUAAGAAAAAGUUCGCCAACACCAUCUGUGAAUCCAAGCCGCCCACUAACUGCAGCAUUGAUAUCGCCAUGGGAUUUGACAUUUCUCGAACCAGAGCUGCUGGUGAGAUGCUGGUCAGUGGCCACACCAAGCUCCAGACCUUCCUGCCAGAGAUCGCCCAUUAUGUUUCCUCGGUACAAGGCCUGUGCUGCACUGGCCCUCCCAUCAAAACCAACAUCGCCUACCGAGUAGCAGAUCGUAAUGGACGUCCUUUGUAUGACUUCAACUUUGAGGACUACAGUGAAGAAGUGGUGAGGGAAGUCAUGACGCUGUCUUUGACGGAGCCCACUUACUUCAACACUGCCCUGCUAAAAUCCUUUGGGGAGAAGUUCAAGGCCGAGUCCGAAGCUGGUGUGAAGGUGCUGGUGGUCUUCUCAGACGGACUUGAUGAGGACGUGAUGAAACUGGAACAGGAAUCCGAGCUGCUGCGAGAGUCUGGCGUCAGCGCUCUGCUGACGGUGGCUCUGGAGGGAGUGCGUGAUCCUGCCCAGCUGCAGAUGGUGGAGUUCGGUCGAGGAUUCGGCUACAAACUUCCUCUCAGCAUCGGCAUGCCGACCAUCGGCAGCACCGUCCUCAAACAGAUUAACACAGUGUCAGACAGGAAGUGCUGCGGCGUCAUGUGCAAAUGUUCGGGUCACGAAGGCGUCCGUGGCUCUCGGGGCCCCCUGGGGUCAAAGGGUCGUCCCGGACAGAAGGGUCAUCCAGGCUUCCUGGGAGAGGAGGGAGUCGUUGGUGAGCGAGGACCUCCUGGACCACGUGGACCCCAGGGUAUCCAGGGCUGUCCUGGAGCCAGAGGACAGAAGGGCUACCGCGGAGUCUCGGGCAACAGGGGUGAAGAUGGAGAAGACGGACUGGAAGGAAUCGAUGGGGAGCAGGGACUGAUUGGACCAGAUGGACAUCGCGGAGAAAGAGGACACCCAGGAAACCCAGGUAUCCCAGGCAUCAGAGGGGAGGCGGGGCCAAAAGGACAGCGAGGACUGAGAGGUGAUCCGGGUGAACCGGGUACUGAAAACAUCGUCCCAGGAGCCAAAGGCGACCCUGGGAAUCCAGGUUUACCGGGUGCAUCUGGGCGGGAUGGUCGGGCAGGUGAGAGUGGAAUCACUGGAAACCUGGGUCCGAUUGGAAGAAGAGGUUCUACUGGUGAGAAGGGUGCACCUGGAGGAUCGGGAGCUCGCGGACUCCCGGGCAGCCCCGGUGCACCUGGUGCACAGGGACGCCAAGGGCAAAAUGGCGCACGUGGACCAAAAGGAGUCUCUGGUUUUCCUGGACGCCAGGGUGAACCAGGACCAGCUGGAGACCCAGGAGCAGCCGGACGUCGGGGCGCUAAUGGGCAGAAGGGCCAACCAGGAGAUCCUGGUGUUAAAGGAGCUCGAGGAUCACAGGGACCACGAGGAAUGCCGGGUCAGGAUGGAAAAGACGGUUAUGGACCUCUUGGACCUGCAGGUGCCAAGGGAGAUCCUGGUUUUCCUGGUUAUCCUGGUUUACUUGGUGAAGAUGGCCAACAGGGAACCAAAGGAUAUCCAGGACGCAAAGGGAACCGAGGUCGAGGGGGGAGCUCAGGUGCGUCAGGAGAAUCAGGUGUGACUGGAAACCCAGGAUAUCCAGGACACAGAGGUCCCAGAGGUCCUCCUGGAUACAGAAAAAUGACUGAGUGUCAGUUGAUCACCUUCAUCAGAGACAACUGUGCAUGUUCCAAAGGUCCAUCAGAGUGCCCGGCCUUCCCCACCGAGCUGGUGUUUGGUCUGGACAUGUCCGAGGACGUGACCCCGGCGGCCUUUGAGAGGCAGCGCUCCGCCCUCCUCUCCCUGCUGGAGGACAUCACCAUCGCUGAGAGCAACUGUCCAACGGGCGCUCGCGUCGCUGUGGUGGGUUACAGCACAUACACCAAGUACCUGAUCCGCUUCCAGGACUACCGCCUCAAGAAAGAGCUGAUUGAAUCUGUGAAGAACAUCGCCUUGGAGAGGACGUCCAACCAACUGCAGCUGGGGGCCGCCAUGCGCUUCGUGGGUCAGAACGUCUUCAAGCGAGUCCGAGCAGGACUGAUGAUGAGGAAGGUAGCCGUUUUCUUCUCUGGUGGGCGGCCACAAGACACUUCUAACAUUGUUACCGCCGUGAUGGAGUACCGGGCCCUGAACAUCGUCCCGGCAGUCGUCUCUCUGCGUACCGCUCCAGUUGUUAAUCGAGCAUUGGAGGUCGACGACUCGGGAAACUCCAUCUUCACAGUGCUGGGCAGGGACAUGGCUGCGGACUUGAGGAAGGUCAGGAACUGUGCCAUCUGUUACGAUCCCUGCAAACGUUUGGAGCAGUGCGCCUUCAUCCAGGACGUCCCAAAGCCUCAGGAGGUUGACGUGGACCUGGUCAUGGUGGUGGACAGCUCCAGGGAGGUGCAGACUGAUGAGUACGCAGGUGUCCAGCAGCUGCUGGGCUCUGUGGUGGAACAACUGGCCGUGAGCCCACAGCCCCGCAGGGCCGGCAACCAGGCCCGGGUGGCCGUAGUCCAGCAGGGCGGCACCCAGGGUACCAAGCUGGAGUUUGGCCUGCAGAACUACCAGUCCCACGACCCGAUGAAGACGCACCUGAUCCAGAACAUGCGGCAGCAGGGCGGCUCCUCGGCGCUGGGACAGACGCUGGAGUUCGGUCUGAGGGAGGUGCUCCUGAAGGCCAGCCAGCCCCGCAGGAAGAGGGUGCUGCUGUCUGUGGUGGGCACCCAGACGGCCUACGAGGACCGAGCCAAGCUGCACUACAUCUCCCAGAAGGCCAAGUGUGAGGGGGUGGCGCUGUUUGUGGUGACGGUCGGCGAUCGCUACAACCGGACGCAGGUGGAGGAGCUGGCCAGUCUGCCCGUGCAGCAGCACCUGAUCCACGUGGGCAGACUGAAGGCCGACGAGCAGGGCUACGCCCAGCGCUUCUUCAGGGUCUUCCUCACUGCCUUCAACAAGGGAAUGAACACGUACCCUCCUAAUUCACUGAAGCAGACCUGCAGCCAGCUGACAGACCCAGGCCAAGCACCAUUGUUCAGAGACAGUCAGGGGUCUGCCAACCUCCGGGAAGAGGUCUUUCUGGAGCAGACGAGGCCAAAGACCGAGGUCGGACAGCUGGAUGUCGUGGACUCUUUGAUCAGAGGGGACGCUCAGAGUUCAGUCUCAGCAACUAAACUCAACGAUCCAGACAUCCUGCCGAGGCCACAGCUGAGCAGCUCUGCGUCCAAAGACGCCUGCUUCCUCAGCCAGGACGCCGGCCGCUGCUCCGACUACGCCGUCAAGUGGUUCUUUGACAGCAAUCAGAGGAAAUGCUCCCGCUUCUGGUACGGUGGCUGCGAAGGCAACGGCAACCGCUUUGAGACGAGGAAGGACUGUGAGAGACUCUGUCUGACCGAGAGUCUGUGAGGAGGACGAGCUGGUGAAGGAGGCGUCGGCUGAAGAAACGGUUGGAAACACUCAUCUGGGGACGAGAACUUUGUGCUGGUCGUUGAUUCCACCUCUCACCCGACACACAACAGGAACUUGAGCGUCUCUCAGGAUAUUCUUUGUUUUAAUGAUUUUUUAUUUCUGAUAUGUAAUACAGUUGAAAUGCUGGUCUCUACUUCAUUUCUGUAGCAACAAACUCAUUUUGUACUGGUUCAUUUUUGUACUAAAUUGUAAUUAAAAUCUGUAUUUCAGAUACCA
Molecule: messenger RNA, 8062 nt
Organism: Scatophagus argus
Lineage: Eukaryota; Metazoa; Chordata; Actinopteri; Scatophagidae
Product: collagen alpha-6(VI) chain-like
Exons: 41
Coding region: 314-7783 (2489 amino acids)
Biological process (GO): extracellular matrix organization
Molecular function (GO): extracellular matrix structural constituent conferring tensile strength; serine-type endopeptidase inhibitor activity
Source: RefSeq, a predicted model, not a curated record